This is a messenger RNA of Zingiber officinale, 1312 nucleotides long. Its product is annotated as peroxidase 27-like. Gene Ontology annotation, molecular function: heme binding; peroxidase activity. Gene Ontology annotation, biological process: hydrogen peroxide catabolic process; response to oxidative stress. The transcript has 4 exons. Bases 127 to 1152 code for a protein of 341 amino acids. The record is from RefSeq and is a predicted model, not a curated record. Lineage: Eukaryota; Viridiplantae; Streptophyta; Magnoliopsida; Zingiberales; Zingiberaceae. Gene Ontology annotation, cellular component: plasmodesma; plant-type cell wall.
UUCAUUUGUUCUCAGAUCCUUAACAGAUCUAGUGGCCAACAACCUUUUUCUCUUUCAAGAAAUAAAGCGAGCUCCAAUAAAAAUACAUGUGUAGUGGAUCCUGCAAUCGUUCCGGUAGCUGAAAAGAUGGCCUGCUGCAGCAACAAGCUUCUGCCUCUGCUCUUUCUCCAAGUCGCAUUCUGGAGCUGCUUUCUUGGGUCGACCCAUGGAAAUGGCCUUAGGGUUGGGUUCUACUUCCAGUCCUGCCCUCAAGCAGAGGACAUAGUCAGAAGAACAGUCGAGAGCUACUUCUCUCAGGAUCCCACCGUGUCUGCUCCGCUCCUCAGGCUUCACUUCCACGACUGUUUCGUCAGGGGAUGCGAUGGAUCGGUGCUGCUCAACUCCACAAGGAGCAACUUGGCCGAGAAGGAUGCGAAGCCCAACCUGACGCUGGAUGGAUUCUACGUGAUCGACGCCGCCAAGGCAGCUCUGGAGAAGGCUUGCCCUGCCACUGUCUCGUGUGCUGAUAUCUUGGCUCUUGCAGCGAGGGAUGCAGUGUCGUUGGCUACAGGACUGGGGAAGGGGAUAAAUCUGACGAGAGAAAGCCAGCUUUAUCAAGUGGAGACCGGGCGUAGAGAUGGGUCUGUGUCCAGAGCCAGAGAAGCAGCAGCCCAUCUGCCCUCCUCCGAUGAUAAUAUCGCCAUUCUGAAAGCAAAUUUCAGAUCCAAAGGCCUCAACUCCACGGACUUGGCGAUCUUAUCAGGGGGCCAUGCAAUAGGUAACUCACACUGCUUCUCCUUCGAGAAGAGGCUGCACCACCACUACGACGGCAGGGGCCUCUCCGACGCGACCUUGGACGCUAACUACAAAGUGGAGUUGCUGAGGCGGUGCCGGGCGGGGAACGACACGGUGCUGGAGAUGGUUCCCGGCAGCUCGAUGACGUUUGACUCCGAGUAUUAUGGAUUGGUCUCCAAACAGAAGGGGUUGUUCCACUCCGACGAGGCUCUUCUGGAGGACGAGGUGACGAGAGGCUACGUUUACUCCAGGAAACGAUUGCCGGAGUCGAUCUUCUUUGCCGAUUUCGGGGUGUCGAUGGUGAAGAUGGGGCGGGCUGGAGUGCUAACCGGGAGCUCAGGAGAGAUCAGGAAGAACUGUGCUUUGGUCAACCACUGAUUAUGAUCUUUUAAGAUUGUGAUUGUGUUCGUUCUGUUUUUUUGCCUCAUUAUUAAUGAAGAUGUUAUCGUAUCAGAUCGUGUUGAACAAAGUAAAGUUCUCUUGUGUGUGACCCAAUGGGCCAUGAUUUGAUGAACUAUGAGUGGAUCAUUCUUAUGAU